Messenger RNA from Cavia porcellus (domestic guinea pig), 600 nucleotides. It is a transcript of the gene Higd2a, whose product is annotated as HIG1 hypoxia inducible domain family member 2A. The transcript is spliced from 2 exons. Gene Ontology annotation, cellular component: mitochondrion. Bases 61 to 381 code for a protein of 106 amino acids. The record is from RefSeq and is a predicted model, not a curated record. Gene Ontology annotation, biological process: mitochondrial respirasome assembly. NCBI's taxonomy places the organism in Eukaryota, Metazoa, Chordata, Mammalia, Rodentia, Caviidae.
UUAUGACCUCAUCAGGAGGAGGGGUUUAGUGUCCAGACUUUCUCCUGUGUUUCCCUGGACAUGGCAACUCCCGGCCCUGUGACUCCGGAGGCACCUUUUAAACCGUCGCAGCCUCCGGUCAUUGAAGGCUUUAACCCCAGUGUCCACAUCCACCAAGAAGGCUUCAAGGAAAAAUUCCUUCGCAAGACUCGCGAGAACCCAAUGGUACCCAUAGGCUGCCUGGGCACUGCGGCCGCCCUCACCUACGGCCUCUACUGCUUCCACCAAGGCCAUAGCCAGCGCUCCCAGUUCAUGAUGCGCACCCGAAUUGCCGCUCAGGGCUUCACGGUCGCAGCCAUCUUGCUGGGUUUAGCUGCAUCUGCUAUGAAGUCUCGAUCCUGAGCUCACUGCCGGGGCAUAGCAGCUCUGCGGUGAUCAUCCCAAAACCCAGGACUACCAGCUGUGCCAAGAGACUUACUCCCUCCUCUGCCAGGCUUCUGUGUUUGUGUAACUGAGAUUUUUUUCGGAAAUACAGAUUCGUUUCAGUUUAGGCGUUACAAAUACUUCUGUUUGUGGCGCACCUCCUCCACUCCCUACACAAUAAAAUGUAAUUCAUUUAGA